AUCCAGCCGCCGCACGAGAAGCUCCUGCAGAUCUUUGAUCCUCGUCGCCAGAGUCAGAGUGCGAGCGCGAAGCGGGAUUCGCUUGAAUGACGUCAGACAUACCCAGUUCUAACAGAGUUUUGCUGUUUGAUGAAACACGUGAUGCCAAUCGCCCCGAAGUCUUCCCGCGAAGCGAGGCACAAAUUUGUUGACCGUUUCUCCAGCUGUCUCAAGCUUCAACACCAACCUUCCUCUCGCCUUCAAAUUGGCCACCAUGAGGAGCCUAACCUUGUCGAUCAAUCAAAGAAAACUUUGUGCCGUUGUAUUCGAGCGGCUCAUGUCAUCGAGUCUCACCCUUUGCACAGCAGAUCCUCCUUGAACUGGGGGAAAGGCUGUGCUAAAGGUUUUGAGGCUCUCAGGCGGUUGGGCAUCAACAAUCCUGUCCAUCGGGCAUCGAGAUUGACAGGGGCCUUUCCGAUGUCACACUCUCGGUUCCGGAAUCUUGUCUUCACCGGGCUGGAUCAAGCCCUUCAACUCUCUCAAAUUCAGUUUUUCCUCUCAGACGCAUCGGGAUACUCCCGAAAGCAUAAAUUGGACGUCCGAAUGAAUUGGUUCCUGAGUCAGUCCGUCAUCCAUUCCUGCAAUGACACGGCCGUUGUUAGCAGACUUGUGGCAUCUACUCGACCACUGACAAUCAGCAACAAAGUCUUGGAUACUGUCCUUCAAGUAGGGAUCUCUUCUCGGCGAAAGUUUGUGCGCCGCCUACCAACCACCAAGAAAUCGUGACACUGAGGCAUCUAAGAUCUCUAAUUUCGAUUGCAGCUUCGGCUGCCAAUAAACAAGCAGAAGGACUGUUCCUUUGUGUUACAAUGGGCUCGUGGCUCACUUCAGUCGACUCGAGCCACACCAUCUUGGGGACAAGUACC
This is a messenger RNA of Lindgomyces ingoldianus, 905 nucleotides long. RefSeq lists its product as uncharacterized. The record is from RefSeq and is a predicted model, not a curated record. The coding region runs from base 130 to 765 and encodes 211 amino acids. The transcript is spliced from 2 exons. Lineage: Eukaryota; Fungi; Ascomycota; Dothideomycetes; Pleosporales; Lindgomycetaceae.